Anas platyrhynchos (mallard) is the source of this 2629-nucleotide messenger RNA. It is a transcript of the gene SLC25A29, whose product is annotated as solute carrier family 25 member 29. The record is from RefSeq and is a predicted model, not a curated record. Gene Ontology annotation, molecular function: high-affinity L-arginine transmembrane transporter activity. Gene Ontology annotation, cellular component: mitochondrion. Lineage: Eukaryota; Metazoa; Chordata; Aves; Anseriformes; Anatidae. Gene Ontology annotation, biological process: mitochondrial L-ornithine transmembrane transport.
CGGCGGCAGUGCGCGGAGCGGCAGCGCGCAAGGGCCGGGCCCCGCCGGGGGGGGGGAGGGGGUGGAAAAAUUAAGAAAAAAAAAAAAUUAUACAUAUAUUUAUAGGAGGGUGCUGAGCAUGGCUCUGGAUUUCCUCGCGGGAUGCGUCGGCGGUGCUGCCGGAGUGCUUGUCGGACACCCCUUCGACACCGUCAAGGUUCGCCUACAAGUUCAAAAUGUAGAGAAACCUCUCUACCGUGGGACCUUCCAUUGCUUUCAGUCCAUCAUAAAGCAAGAAUCUGCUUUUGGACUUUAUAAAGGUAUUGGGUCACCAAUGAUGGGACUUACCUUCAUUAAUGCCCUUGUGUUUGGUGUACAAGGAAAUACCCUUCGUGCCCUUGGCAAAGACACUCCUCUGAACCAAUUCCUCGCGGGGUCAGCAGCAGGGGCUAUUCAGUGCAUCAUCUGCUGCCCCAUGGAGUUGGCAAAGACAAGAAUGCAGCUACAAGGAACAGGUGAAUACAAACUAAAAACGAAGAACUAUAAAAAUUCUCUGGAUUGUUUGAUCAAAAUCUAUCGAAAGGAAGGGCUGAGGGGCAUCAACAGGGGCAUGGUCUCCACAUUAAUAAGAGAGACUCCAAGCUUUGGCUUUUACUUCUUGACCUAUGACUGCAUGACCAGGUAUUUAGGCUGUGAAGCUGAAGACAGUUACGUUAUUCCCAAACUGCUGUUUUCUGGAGGGAUGUCAGGGAUCGUGUCCUGGCUCUCCACCUACCCUGUGGAUGUGAUCAAGUCCCGGCUCCAGGCGGACGGCGUCGGGGGCGUUACACAGUACAACGGGAUCCUAGACUGUGUCAGGAAGAGCUACCACGAAGAGGGCUGGAGGGUCUUUACAAGAGGCCUUACUUCUACGCUUCUCCGUGCUUUUCCUGUCAAUGCAGCUACUUUUGCUACUGUCACUGUGUUCCUAAUGUACAUGAGGUCGGAAGAUGACCUUCGGGAAUGUGAACCAGGUCCGGUAAUCCAGCAGCCUUCCAGUCUGUGAGCACCACCUGUUUGUUCUUGACCCAAAGCCCAGCUGGUUUUUAACUGUAAACAGUCGAUCCGCACAAGUAGUGUAAAUGUAUGCUACCUGUAUAAAGAAUUCCUAAAUGUGUUAAAUUAGGAUUUCAUCUCAUUACUUGUACAAACAGCAUCCAGCCUUACCAAGGACUUAAUAUCCUGUAGUAGCCAAGUAAGACGGGGACCUGCCUUUAGGAAAGUACUGUACAGUUGUGGCUCCAGAAGAGGAUCUGGAGAAUCUCGUAGUACCAGGAAUCAGGUUUUCUUCCACCCAUGUUCUGAAUGACUGAGCUGAAUUGAAUGCAGAAAUGUCUGCAGAAAAGAAACGCUUCUUGUUUGUAACAGGAGUAAGUACAGGCCUCCAAUGUGAGGUAGGGGGAAGGAGGAGGAAGUUAAGUGUUGGAGGCAUUUUGCAGGUAACCCUGAACUGUUUAAGACAUGGACUAGCAUUCAGCUAGCCCUGUUGUGUUUUACUUUUCCUCUGCUUUUAAGUGUCAGUUUUGUUUAGUAGCAUCAUUGUUCAUACUGGUUUGCUAAAGAAAUAAUUUGCUUCUAAGCCACUCCCUUGCCUUUCAGCUUUGAAUAAAUAUCUUAAGCACAAAGUUAGCAUUUGCACUUAUAUGCAGAUGUGCCUUUACAUUUCAAGGCUAGUAAGGAUUUAGGGAAACUCAAAGCUAUCCAGAUCAAUAUUAUCAGCCUUCACCUCUACUUCUUGUUUGGCAGGUGCACAGAGCACAUUGCCUAGUUUCAGACCAAGCAGACUUUGUUCUUUAAGUUAAUGCAACUUUGUGCCACUUCACCCAACCUGCAACCUAGCCGCCAGUGAUGUACAGAAGUCAAAAGUCCUACCUGUGUUGUUGCGCAAAGUGUUUGUGGGUGUAAUGUUAGCUUAGCAGCUUGAAGUACUGUGGAAAUACAUACACCUGUAGACCUGGAGGUUUCCUACCUUUCCAGAAAAUAGGGGUGCGUCUGUAAUGGCUGGUGUUCGAUACACUUGCAUUAUGCAUUUAAAGAAUACUGAUGUCUAUGUAUUUAGUUACAGUGCUACUGGAAAGAAGACUGAAAAGGGUUUUGUAGAUUUUCCUUGUUACAUGAAUCCGCUGUGAUUUCUUUUGUAGCAGUCUGUUCAAGAGGGAUUGCUUUAGAGCUAUGAACAGCUAUUUAGCAUUUGAAGCAGAACUACACAUAUUUGGCACAAAUAGCCAGGAGAGAGGAGUGCAUGCGGGUUGAAAAAUGUUCUAAAAACGUAUCAAGCUAGGUCAGUAAGUACAGCUUCUUACACUUUCAGAUGGGACACGUGCAAUAUGUGUUUAAUUUAAAUGGAUUUUUUUUCUAAAGAAACCUUAUUUCAUAGCAUUUUGCACUGUAACAAAAUAUGCUGGAGAAACCUGUAAAACUGGUAUGUCUUUUUAUACCUUGAAGGUAUGUUGGGUGUUUUAGUGCCUACUUGCACUGAGAUUCAAAUUGAAUGUUAAACCUGUCUACUAAGCUGCACAUGCACAACUCACAGCAAAGACCAUUUACACCUUUGUACAGAAGUCUGGAAUGAUUGUAUAUAAAAUUGAGGGAAUAAAUUUGUAAAAAAAAA